Linepithema humile (Argentine ant) is the source of this 2582-nucleotide messenger RNA. Its product is annotated as ATP-dependent RNA helicase DDX54. The record is from RefSeq and is a predicted model, not a curated record. Gene Ontology annotation, cellular component: nucleus. Lineage: Eukaryota; Metazoa; Arthropoda; Insecta; Hymenoptera; Formicidae. Gene Ontology annotation, molecular function: ATP binding; RNA helicase activity; RNA binding.
AUUUGAGGGUUAUGUGAAUUUACUUCUGUGAAUUUACUUCUGUGAUAUUUGAUUCUAUAAUAUAUAAUUCUAUAAUAUUCAGUAUAUUAUUAGAAAAGCAAGAUGACAGACAAUGAUCUUGUUGGAUUCGCUGACCCAAAUGCGGUCAGCGAUAAUGAUGAAGAUAAAGAAAUUACUAACAUGAAGAAGAAAGUGCCAAAGAAAUCCGGAGGAUUUCAAUCUAUGGCUUUGAGUUUUCCAGUAUUAAAAGGAAUCCUCAAAAGGGGCUAUAAAUUGCCAACACCUAUACAAAGAAAAACUAUACCAUUGGCUCUCGAGGGAAGAGAUGUGGUAGCAAUGGCUAGAACAGGUAGUGGGAAAACUGCUUGCUUUCUAAUACCUUUGUUUGAAAAACUAAAGGCAAGACAAGCAAAAACUGGUGCACGUGCCUUGAUAUUAUCACCCACGCGUGAAUUAGCAUUGCAGACACUAAAAUUCACAAAGGAAUUGGGGAAAUUCACAGGAUUACAGCCAGCAGUGGUACUGGGUGGUGAUAGUAUGGAUAAUCAGUUCGGUGCGAUUCAUGGAAAUCCUGAUAUCAUUGUAGCCACUCCAGGCAGAUUUUUGCAUAUAUGUGUAGAAAUGGAUCUGCAAUUGAAAAAUGUUGAAUAUGUUGUUUUUGAUGAAGCUGAUAGAUUAUUUGAGAUGGGUUUUGGAGAACAAAUACACGAAAUUGUAAACAGAUUACCAGAAUCACGUCAAACACUCUUGUUCUCUGCUACUUUGCCUAAAGUCUUAGUAGAUUUUGCAAAAGCUGGUCUAAGCGAUCCCAUUCUACUUCGUUUGGAUGUUGAAAGUAAACUGCCUGAAGAGCUGACGUUAUCGUUUAUUACGUGUCGUCCUGAAGAGAAAUUGGCUGUACUUUUAUGUCUGUUAAAAAGGAUUAUCAAGUCUGAUUCACAAAUAAUUAUAUUUGCAGAAACUUUGCAUCAUGUAGAGUAUAUUCAUCAGAUUUUGGAUAAAGCAGGUAUCUCUAAUACUUUCAUUUACUCGAAUCUGGAUCCUUCCGCGCGUAAAAUAAACGCAGCAAAAUUUCAAACUGGCAAAGCAAGAGUUCUCGUAGUGACGGAUGUUGCUGCUAGAGGAAUAGAUAUACCACAUUUAGAUUAUGUGAUUAAUUUCAAUUUUCCCGCAAAAUCUAAACUCUUUGUACACAGAGUAGGACGAUGUGCGCGAGCUGGACGUACUGGAACGGCAUAUAAUAUCGUGAGCACAGAUGAAUAUCCUUAUCUCCUAGAUUUACAUCUCUUUCUUGGCCGACCUUUGACGAUAAUGCCAACUACAGGAUCCAUUGAAAAUGCAGAGUCUGCUGUAGGAAAAAUGCCACAAACCAUGAUAGAAGAGGAACUGGCGGAGCUAAUAAAUUGGCAUAACACAUCUACGGAUCUUACAAAUAUGCAAAAAGUGUGCAGCAACGCUUAUCAACAAUACAUCAGGUCACGACCAAACGCUUCGGUAGAAAGUAACAGAAGAACCAAAGAACUUCGCAUAAACGAAGCCGGAGUUCUACCUCAAUAUUCUAAUGUUCCUUCUGCAACUGUAGAUCUAAUAUCAAGGAUGAAAAAUUACAGACCGCCGGGAACGGUAUUUGAGAUUGGUACGAAAACAAAUUCAACCGACUACCAGGCGAUGAAGACGAAACGAACGUUUCAUAAGGAGAAUAUCCUUAAUUUUCACAAAAAGCUGGAAAAACGUGAAACCGAUAAAAUUAAUGCAGCAUCAGAAUUGCCUCAAAAAGUUGAUCUGCCAUCCAGUAAUGCUGAAGAAAUUAAUGCUACAUUUAGGAGAGUGAUAGUUCCAAAGAAGAAGAGUAGUGAUGAGCUAUAUAAAAUUUCAAAGAAGAAAAGACGUGUAGUGAAACGGGAUGAAGAAUAUUAUAUACCUUAUUCCGCAUCAGACAAAUAUACGGAAGAUGGUUUGGCGGUUAACACAUUUGCCACAGAAGCUGAUAAAGCACAGAUGGAUUUAACGGCAGACACUGAAGAGGGCCGACAUCUUCAGACCCAAUUAAAAAAAUGGGACCGAAAGAAGAAGAAAAUGGUUACCAUCGAUAAGGAUCCGAAAGCGAAAAAAAUACGUACCGAAUCGGGUGUAUGGAUACCUGCUACGUAUAAAACAAAUCGCUACAGCAUGUGGAAAGAGAAGUCUAAAAUUAAUGAAGAUGUUAGCGAAGACGAUAGUGAAGAAGAAUCUCCACAAAUGCAAAAUUUGCGGACCGCAGCAAACACGCACUGGGCGCGGCACAACCAGAAGCUUAAAGAAAAAGUAAAAACAAAGAACGAGCUGAAGAGACCCGAGCAAAUCUUAAAAGCGCGCAAGCUGCUUGAGAGCAAGCGCAGAAGACAUGGCGGAAAAAGAAAUAAAAGUCAGAAGAAUAAUAAACGGAAACGUUAAAACAUUUUUAACAUUCAAAAUACAUAAUUCAAAUCAUACUUUGUGUAUCCUUUAUUUCAAAUGAUCUAAGGACAUGUUAUAAUAACAGUCUGGUUUUUUGUAAUUAAGAACAACAUGAUUUUAAAGAAAUAAAAAUAUAUAAAUUUUGA